Molecule: messenger RNA, 1557 nt
Organism: Magnolia sinica
Lineage: Eukaryota; Viridiplantae; Streptophyta; Magnoliopsida; Magnoliales; Magnoliaceae
Product: E3 ubiquitin-protein ligase SINAT2-like
Exons: 5
Coding region: 452-1378 (308 amino acids)
Biological process (GO): multicellular organism development; ubiquitin-dependent protein catabolic process
Cellular component (GO): cytoplasm
Molecular function (GO): zinc ion binding; ubiquitin protein ligase activity; protein binding
Source: RefSeq, a predicted model, not a curated record
GUUAUAAUCUAGAGAGAGAAAGAGGGCGCUUUUUCUAUGAACGCUCGAAAGGGGAAGAGAGAGAGAGCUUCGGAUGUGCGUUCAUGGUCGAAGAAAAAGUAGGGUUUUUGGAUUAUCUUACCAGCCUUUUCCGAGGUGCUUGGACCUGGCUUUCGAAGCCCAGACGAAGAGAUCUCAUGGCCGAUUUAUAGAAUGUGCUUGACAAACAGGAUCGUGAAACUGUGCAUAUCAUAGCCAAGUGGCACAAGGCUUAGCAACUGCAACGGUUCUUGCCACUGCAGCAGUGAAUGGAUUGGCAUUAAUCAUGUAUUUUAUUUUAUGUGAGAGCAAAGAUUUUCUUAGGUUCAUGCAUCGGAUAGGUGCAGCUGCAGGAAGGAGUUGGAAUGUUAUAACAUAGCAUUGGCCAUUGUUUGUCUGGGCUGUGUUGAACUGAGAUUGUGAAUUAGUCAGCAUGGCUCCUGGGACUGGGAGUAGCAUUUGCAAGGAAGUCCUUGAAUCUCAAGCUGCAGAUCAUGAGUUAUCCAUUGCAAGUGAUGAAUUGGAAAAUUUCCAUCUAACUAAGCCUACUAUUGCUCCUAGCAUUAAAGGAGGUGUAUCUUCCACUAAUGGUGUGCAUGAGCUUCUUAAGUGCCCUGUCUGUACAAACUCAAUGUACCCUCCCAUACACCAGUGCCCAAAUGGUCACACUCUCUGCUCUAAUUGCAAGCUCAGAGUACACAAUCACUGCCCUACUUGUCGAUAUGAACUGGGAAACAUAAGAUGUUUAGCUCUCGAGAAAGUGGCUGAAUCCCUCGAACUUCCCUGCAGACAUCAGAACCUUGGAUGUCCAGACAUAUUUCCAUACUACAGUAAAUUGAAACAUGAGCAGCAGUGCAGGUUUAGGCCCUAUAAUUGUCCUUAUGCAGGUUCUGAAUGCCUGGUCACUGGUGAUAUUCCAACACUUGUGGCUCACUUAAAAAAUGACCAUAAGGUGGACAUGCAUGAUGGGUGCACAUUCAAUCAUCGUUAUGUCAAAUCCAACCCACAGGAGGUUGAAAAUGCGACAUGGAUGCUCACUGUUUUCAAUUGUUUUGGGCAACACUUCUGCCUUCAUUUUGAGGCCUUCCUACUGGGGAUGGCUCCGGUUUAUAUGGCAUUCUUGAGAUUCAUGGGAGAUGACAAUGAAGCAAAGAACUUCAGUUACAGUCUUGAAGUGGGGGGCAACGGCCGGAAACUAACAUGGCAGGGAGUGCCGAGGAGCAUCCGAGACAGUCACAAGAAGGUCCGAGAUUGCUACGAUGGAUUGGUCAUUCACCGCAAUAUGGCACUAUUCUUCUCCGGCGGCAACCGGCAAGAGCUGAAGCUUCGAGUGACAGGUCGCAUAUGGAAAGAACAGUAAUAGGGUGAUAACUGUUGGAUGUAUGUGUUCCUUCGGAUCCAGUGACCUCAGCCGUCUGAUGUUAACUGUGAAUGAGCUGACUGCAAGAACUGGAUGUGGGUAUCCAAUGAUGCUUGCCUAGGACUGAGUUGUGUAUUUUGCAUUUGGUGCAUGUGAAUAGAUGAGUGCAUUUGCAUGUA